This is a messenger RNA of Salmo salar (Atlantic salmon), 7540 nucleotides long. RefSeq names its product D(1)-like dopamine receptor. Gene Ontology annotation, biological process: positive regulation of MAPK cascade; adenylate cyclase-activating adrenergic receptor signaling pathway; G protein-coupled dopamine receptor signaling pathway. Gene Ontology annotation, cellular component: plasma membrane. Gene Ontology annotation, molecular function: dopamine neurotransmitter receptor activity, coupled via Gs; G protein-coupled receptor activity. Lineage: Eukaryota; Metazoa; Chordata; Actinopteri; Salmoniformes; Salmonidae. The record is from RefSeq and is a predicted model, not a curated record.
AAGUAAUAUCAAUAUCGAAGCGUGGGCUUUAAUAGGAACAAAUGAACACAUUUCAGCUAAAAAUCCUGUUGAUGCAUGAGAUGAAACAAGCUGGUGGGGACGUUUCCAGAGACCCUGGCGCGCAGCUGAGUGCAUAUGGCGCACAAAACGUCUCAUCUUCCCUCAACCUACAAGUGAGAGACUUCACUUCGGACACGUCAGUGGUGGAUAAGGACUGGAGACUUUGAUAGAAUGGGGAUCUCUUCACAAUAACUUCAACAUAAGAAGAAAAAAUGACAUCUAGUGCGUUUAGAAAACCGUGACUAACUCGUGCUCGUAUUCUUGUUGAUCUGGAGCUUAUGGGAAGAUGCACACGUUGAAUUGAUUCUAUCGGAUGGUAUUUUGACCUUCUCUGGAUGUGGUCACACAGUUUUUCGGGUGAAGAUAGAAGGAAGUUUGAAAGGACAUAUAAUGAGAAUAACACACUGCUAGCGGUACUGAGGCUGCGAGCUGCAUCUGGAGCACACGCGAGGAGAGCAGACAGAGGCGCGCGCUUCUGUUGUAGACAGAUACGUGGGAAAGAGAAUGUGUAGAGCCUGCUAUUUCGAAGUAAACCAUGGCUUACCAUUGAGCUUUCUUUGAGGAUUUAAGGACAUUUCCAAAAAAAACGGUUGUUUAAAAGAAGUUGACAGCUCAUCUUCUAUGGAGUCCCAUUGCAAUUUUGGAGACUCGAUGUGGGACAAAAAUGGACCGCACGAACGGACUGAGCUCCAGGAUUAUCGUUGUGUUGCUCCACAGUAAGAUGUAGCCUGUUGUGUGUUCUUGGUGCUUAUGGAAACUUAAUUGCUACAUUUUCAUAAAACAUAAGCUACAGAUGCCACGUUUCAUGCGUAAAGAUUCGGACGAUGUAUUUAUUUUGUUGUAAUGAUGCGUGUGCAUUUCAAUUCAACAAUAUUGCAACUGCAUGUCUACAUUUCCAUCAGCGUCCAAAGCAUCAGGCAGCUUGUCCAGUGCAUGUGCCCUGCAAUUGCUUGUCCUGGAUGGAGCGUCAAUAAGGGCACGAAUAUAAUCACACGGACACGCCUCGUCAGUCAUUAAACAAAUCAGAUAAACACAGUGUUAAUAUGAUCAAUAGACUGUAUCGACGAGCCAGUAUAUAAGGCUAAUGAUUGGCCUAGCCUCUGUUUACUUAACAUGCCUACGAGAAUAUGGUGUAAAAUUUUCAGAUGACUGCUGACAGGUCAUUGAAAUAGACAUAUGAUAAAGCAGAGUAAAAGUUUAGAUUCGUAGGUACAUCAUAUUAAACUCUUCAAUAACAGAUGGAAUACCCAUAGUUGAAAACUGCUGCUCUAACAGUAGAAUGUCUUCAAGAAUUCAUGAACAGGGUGCAUUUUUUGGCUAAUUUAUAAAGAGUGCUUUUUGAAAUAUUUAUAGACACUAUUCUGCAGGAUGAUUGCUGUGAUGAGCAUGGUGAACCAGCCUCCAGACUUGAUGGUCCCCAGGCAAGCGGCCAAGGGUCCAUUUUCCAUCUAAUUGGCCUGAGUUCAGGUGAUUGGAAUUAUGGGGUGAUUUCUAUCUCUACAAGCUGACAGAAACAUGGAUUUGAACUUCUCCACGGUCCGCGAUAGCGAUAAUUUGCUGGAGAGAGACUCAUCCAAGCGCGUUCUGACAGGCUGCUUUCUCUUUGCGCUCAUCCUGACCACACUGCUGGGGAACACACUGGUAUGUGUUGCAGUCACCAAGUUCCGCCACCUGCGCUCAAAGGUCACCAACUUCUUUGUGAUCUCUUUGGCCAUUUCAGACCUGCUGGUGGCCAUCUUGGUGAUGCCAUGGAAGGCAGCAACAGAGAUCGUGGGCUUCUGGCCGUUCGGUGCCUUCUGUAAUGUUUGGGUGGCGUUCGACAUCAUGUGCUCAACAGCGUCCAUUUUGAACUUAUGUGUCAUCAGCGUGGACAGAUACUGGGCGAUCUCAAGCCCAUUCCGCUACGAGAGGAAGAUGACACCCAAGGUGGCGUUUAUUAUGAUCAGUGUGGCAUGGACGCUGUCUGUGCUCAUCUCUUUCAUCCCUGUGCAGUUGAACUGGCACAAGGCUGCGGCGUUGGAGCUCAACGGCACUUACGGUGAGCUGCCGCCGGACAACUGCGACUCCAGCCUUAACAGGACCUAUGCCAUCUCCUCCUCCCUCAUCAGCUUCUACAUCCCUGUGGCAAUCAUGAUCGUGACUUACACCCGGAUUUACAGAAUUGCCCAGAUACAAAUCAGGAGGAUCUCAGCACUGGAGAGGGCUGCGGAGAGUGCCAAGAACCGCCACAGCAGUAUGGGGAACAACUCCAACAUGGAGACGGAGAGCUCCUUCAAGAUGUCUUUCAAAAGAGAAACCAAAGUCCUAAAGACCCUCUCUGUCAUAAUGGGGGUGUUUGUGUGCUGCUGGCUACCCUUCUUCAUCCUCAACUGCAUGGUACCCUUCUGUGAGCCCAACGGCACCUCUGAUUUCCUCUGCAUCAGCCCCGGCACCUUCGACGUGUUCGUCUGGUUCGGCUGGGCCAACUCCUCACUCAACCCCAUCAUAUAUGCCUUCAACGCGGACUUCCGCAAAGCGUUCUCCAUCUUGCUGGGCUGCCACAGACUCUGCCCGGGCAGCAAUGCCAUAGAGAUAGUGAGUAUCAACAACAAUGGAUCCCAGCCGCCUGCGUCCCAGUAUCAGCCCAAAGGGCACAUUCCCAAGGAAAGCAACAAUGCCACCUAUGUGAUUCCCCACAGCAUCCUGUGUCAGGAGGAGGAGCUGCAGAAGAAGGAUGGGAUUGGGAUUAAGACCUUGGAGAAACUGUCCCCGUCCCUUUCUGGGAACUUGGGCAGCGAUGCCGAUGUGUCACUGGAAAAGAUUAAUCCUAUAACUCAGAACGGCCAACACAAAACUGUGACAUGUUGAGGGGUGUAUGUAUUGGUAUACAAACAAGAGAAGGAACUCAAAGGGAGAGACUUGGCAGUAUGCCUAGCAGAAGUGUGAUAUAUACAAACUGAGCUUCACUGCGAACCUUAAAACUCGAAUCACUAUGGAAAUCUACAGAAUGUUUCAAAUGAAGGCACUUUAUCCUGGAUAACUAUCUGCAAAACACCUUCAGCAUUUAUUAUUAAAGUAUAGACAGAUUUGUUGAUAAAUGUUCCAUAACUUGAAUAAAGUAAAACAAAAUACACACGUGUAUACAUGUGUUGUAUUUACAAAUAUGUAUACAUUUGCAUGUGUACACAGUAGUGACAAAUAUCCUGGAAGCUGUUAUAACAUGGAGAAAGAAGUAGAAAUAUUAGCAAAAUGUCUCGUAGGUAAGUGCUUUACAUUUAUAUGUACAGCGUGUUUCAUAUUCUUACAAAGAUAACUAUAAAGAUAAUUGGUUUUGAUUGUUUUUUUCGGUGUCAACCACAUUGUGUAAUUAUUUUACAUUUUAUUUACAAUAUUCAUCAUAAUUUAUUAGAGAGUUGAAUACACUUCUGGUUAAUGAUAACUGACUAAAAUCAUAUGGAGAGAGACCAUAGGACGGUGAAAAUGGUUCAAAACAACCCUCAUCAACUCUUGCAUUUGUGUUGUUGUGAAAUUGAAGUGGUAAGCCUCAGCGUGGGAGGGUUGUGGUAAGGUAUGCAUGUAUGCAUUUGAUAUUUGGAACACGUUGUCAGUAACGGAGGCUUUAAAUACCUUUCAUUUUCACAGAGAUACAACGUCUUAUGCCAAGUAUGUCAUAUUUCUAUAUAUUUUAGUUGCAUUCCCCUUUUGUAGUACAUGAUUUUUCUAAUUGGGAAAUGCAAAAGUGUUGAUGGAGCUCACUCUGAUUGUCACACCGGAUUUCAAAGAAUCUUCUGUCAAACCUGAUUUUAAAGAACCUUCUGUCAAACCUGAUUUUAAAGAACCAGCUGUUAAACCUGAUUUUAAAGAACCUUCUGUCAAACCUGAUUUUAAAGAACCUUCUGUUAAACCUGAUUUUAAAGAACCUUCUGUCAAACCUGAUUUUAAAGAACCUUCUGUCAAACCUGAUUUUAAAGAACCUUCUGUCAAACCUGAUUUUAAAGAACCAGCUGUUGAACCUGAUUUUAAAGAACCUUCUGUCAAACCUGAUUUUAAAGAACCUUCUGUCAAACCUGAUUUUAAAGAACCAGCUGUUAAACCUGAUUUUAAAGAACCUUCUGUCAAACCUGAUUUUAAAGAACCUUCUGUCAAACCUGAUUUUAAAGAACCUUCUGUCAAACCUGAUUUUAAAGAACCUUCUGUCAAACCUGAUUUUAAAGAACCAGCUGUUGAACCUGAUUUUAAAGAACCUUCUGUCAAACCUGAUUUUAAAGAACCUUCUGUCAAACCUGAUUUUAAAGAACCAGCUGUUAAACCUGAUUUUAAAGAACCUUCUGUCAAACCUGAUUUUAAAGAAUCAGCUGUCAAACCUGAUUUUAAAGAACCAACUGUCAAACCUGAUUUUAAAGAACCAACUGUCAAACCUGAUUUUAAAGAACAAACUGUAAAAUCUGAUUUUAAAGAACAAAUUGACAAAACUGAUUUUAUAGAACACACGCUCAAAUCUGAUUUUAAAGAACAAACUGUCAAACCUGAUUUUAAAGAACAAAUUUACAAACCUGAUUUCACAGAACAAACUGUCAAAUCUGAUUUUAAAGAACAAACUGUCAAACCGGAUUAAAGAAAACUAACUGGCAAACCUGAUUUAAAAAAAUAACUGGCAAAGCUGAUUUUAAAGAACAAACACCAUGUGUCUUUAACAGUCCCGUGUGAAACAGGGCCUACUUUCUAAGCCCUCCUAGCACCCAUCAUCGUAUCAGCAAGUCAAGUCAAGUCUACCAGUGUAGCUGUAGCAUAGGCAUCACCGUGGACACAGCUCUCUCCCAACUUCAUCCCCAUUUCUCUCUCUCACUAGACACUUCUUCCCCUAAAAAGUGUUACCUCUUCACACUCUUAGGGCAUCAGUGAUCCUUUUGGCAAGUCAGGGCCCAUCAGACAUUUCUUCAAAUGUUUUAGAAUGGGCAUCCUAUUCCCUAAAGGCUCUGGUCAAAAGUAGUGCACUAUAUUAGGAGGCAACCUUCUACUGUCCUAAUGCAGAGAGCUGAUUCUGAUUCUAUUAACGGUCAGUUUGCAUGGAAACAAUCAGCUUAGUGAGCAGUAGUAAAUGCUGUCAAUGCAUAAUUGAAAAAUGUAAUUAUUGCACCUUAUGCAAGUCAACAGUCACACAACCAGAACACAAUUGACCUUUGGUAAACCGCUGAAAACUGAUAUUGUGAAUUGUUUUAGCUGGAGCUGUGAUGUUUUAGGGAACAGUGGGAAUGUUGUUGUGCUCAUAGCAGCCAGAUUGAAAACACCCACUGUAUGCUUUGGUCCUGUCACUCUUCUGAUCAAAUAUCUAAUUUGUAACUGUGACUGUUGAGUUGUUUUCUAUGCAGUAUUGAAUUUGACCGAUGGCAAACAAUACGCUGUUCGUGAAAAUGAGGAGCAAUUAUAUAGAGCUAGUGUGGUUAAGGCUUUCAAUUAGUACCUGUAUGGUUUUUCAUUUCAGGAGGCAUUGCAUGAAUCGACAUUGGAAUUAGGACAAUUGGAUUUUGGGGUGUGAAUUGGGUGAAGGACAUAUUUUAACACUCUUUACAAUUCCCAAUUUAUCAUAGCUCCAUGAUGGGAAGUCUACGGGACAUGGUUUUGAUGUCAAAAUGAACUAGAGUUAAUGCAUUGUGGCUCAGUUGUUUCCAGGCCUCAACCUUGUUCUUGUAUUGCCAGGGUUAAAAGCAUGGAGUUGUCAUACAUCAAUGGUAAUUUAAUAGUAUUAGUCUUAAAUUGGUUCUGGGAAAUCAAAUUUGGUAUAAAUGCAACAGGGAGAAUGUUUUUGAAUCAGCACCUAGCUCCACCCCCUCCUGUAAUCCUAUUGAGUUUUUAUGACCUCAUUUUAUUUGCCUGGCCCUGGAUUCUUAAGAGUGUAUUUCCAUCAAGUCUAGCCUUCUAUGAAAAGUGCCAAAAUAUGAACUGUCUCUGAGAAGACCUCUGUCUCGGUCAUUAUGUAGAUGAAGGUGGAACGUGCCCACUGCUCAGCUCUACUCGAAUUGUCAAGGGGUGCUAGAAGCCAUCAAUUCCAUAAUAAACAAGUUUAAAAAAAGUGCUGACUUGAUAUAGUAGCAUCUGAUUUUAAAAAGGUUUUUCCCAAUGCAUUAUGUCUUUGAUGAAGGCAAAACUGCAGCAACUACGUGAAGGUUGGCUUUUUUCCAUUUUCUACCAUAUCAGUUGUCCUAUUCCCAAAUAUUGACCAGUCUCUCAAUGAUGAACUAUAUCCUUUGCUUAUAAUUUAUUUUCUAAUUAUCUACAAACAUGAGUCCGCUCAAAUCUACGAUAAAAAAUUAACUCUGCAUAAUCUGAGCAGCUAUGGGGAACAUUCCAGGAGACUUUCUUUGUUUGCUCAGUGCUCCUCCUGUCAGGCCCUGUCUAAUCAGUGGAGAAGCUGUUACUCAGAGGGAUUUAGUUCAUUAGUAAACAAUCCUUCCCUGCUGUUCCCCUCUGAGGUUCUAUCACAACACGCACACCUGGGCAUACAACUAGGUAAUUGGGCCUGCAUAAAGAUGCCCUAUAUAAACAAUUGUCUAUUCAUAUUUUGUUUCCAAUGAUUUUGCUGAAUGUGAAGUUCAUGCUGUGAGAUGACAAUGUUUUAUAAAGUUUUAUGAGUUUCAUUUUCUUAGCCAUAUGAACAAUUAUGACACUGGCAUGGCACUUUGAAGUAUCAGGAUUUGUCCAGAGUUUUUGGUUUUAUACAUUUAUACAGAUUAAUAUUCAUUUUGGUUUUAGAUGGUUUAACUAUCUUGCUUGUUGCUAUAUUUGUAUAAUUCCUGAGAUAGAUUUAAGCCGCCAAAUUUACCAGUCAUGUUUAACUCUGCUCACCACAGUUUGCUGGCACUUUAUGAUUUGGGCAUUACAUUGCAAAAUUACAAAAGCAGAAUGCCUUGUUUGCUCAAAUGUCUUUCCUAGGGGUGCCCCACAGGUUAUGAGAAACAAGUGUAUUGUUCUGUCUAGAUGUUUGUUGUGACAUCACAUGUAACAGUGCUUUUGUUAACCUAGCUGACAGCAAAGCAUUCCUCUGCAUCAAAUGACAAACAGGAAAAUAUAACUGUCUCCUUGUAUGACAUUAAACAACAUCCUUUUUGGAUGGGUCCAACUGCAAGGGUUUUGUUCUCCAGCUCAUUUUGUUAAGGUUAUUUAUUUAUGGUGGCACCCCUACCUCGACAUUCAACAGCAAAACUUCAUCUAACAUAAAAUGAAAAACAGUAUUGUAUAAUGUUCAGAUCUAGAUGUGAACACAAGUGCUUUUUAAAAAAAAAAUCUUAGAAUCCUUAAAUGUGAGUAGAAAACUGUUUGUGCUGUUUUUCAGUGUGGAUUAAUUGAAAAGUCAAGGCACUCGUCAGUCAGAUUAAAUAAUGUUCUGCAGUUGUCAAGAAGGUGUUGAAGAAAAACAAUCCUCAAAUGUAUUACAAUACCUAGUUUACAGUUUGUACAAUAUGUGCCCUUACUACAUGUAGAAUAAACGUGUAUGUUCAUUUUU